Molecule: messenger RNA, 1908 nt
Organism: Hyaloscypha bicolor E
Lineage: Eukaryota; Fungi; Ascomycota; Leotiomycetes; Helotiales; Hyaloscyphaceae
Product: cytochrome P450 monooxygenase-like protein
Exons: 5
Coding region: 1-1908 (635 amino acids)
Molecular function (GO): iron ion binding; monooxygenase activity; heme binding
Source: RefSeq, a predicted model, not a curated record
AUGUUGAGUUACGUUGCGAUUGGACUGGUUGGCCUCGUUGGCCUGGUGGUGUUCUGGUUAUCAACGAAACUUGCCGCACUCAGUCGCAAUAUUGCUGCGGCAAAACAAUCUGGUCUUCCAUAUCGUAUAUCCAUUAUCGAUGGCGUGCCGGGAUAUCUCUGGAUAGCAACUCACAACCUUUUCCUUGGCCCGCUUCACAAGUUCACCCCGUCACGGAGAUGGCUAUGGCCGAAACUUGCUCAUGUCCAUCGCUCCUGGUAUUACCCUCAAGAAAUGCGAGAAGCUCUUGGAGAGGUCUACCUGAUAGUUAGCCCUGGGCAAAUAUUCAUGAGCAGUAGCAAUCCAGAGGCGAACGUACAGCUCACAACCCGAAGAAGGGACUUCGUAAAGCCUGUGGAGUUGUACGCCAUAGUCGAUAUCUUUGGACCGAGCCUCUUGACCACGGAGGGGGACGACUGGAAACGACAUCGCAAGAUCGUUGCACCAGCCUUCUCUGAGAAGAGUAAUUCCCUGGUUUGGAAAGAGAGUUUGCGACAAGGAUUAGCAAUGGUCGACGUUUGGUCAAAAAUAGAGGGAAAUACCUCUGGGUCAAUGAAGGUCCAAGAUACCGCUCCGUACACUGCUACCAUGGCUCUGCAUGUGAUUUCUGCAGCUGGAUUUGGAGUAAGGCAACUAUGGGCAGGCGAAAAUGAGGAAAAGUUAGGGUCCAACGCAAUUCCUGGUUUCAACACGUCCAAGCUAGUUGAAAGUCAUGCCAUGACUUUCAAGGAAUCUCUCAAAACAUUACUUCACAGCAUCAUUUGGUUGGCAAUAUUUCCGGUGUCGUUACUACAAAUAUCGCCUUUUGAACUCCACAAAAAGUUAUUACGAUCAUAUGUUGAAUGCAGCGAUUACUUUUCUGAAUUGUCUGAGUUCAAGGUUAGGCAACUUGAGCGUGGAGAGAUGACGGAGCAGGGAACUAUGGAUGUGAUGGGACCACUCGUCAAGGCUUCAGAGAGAAGUCCGGAAGAUUCCAAAGGACCAUACCUGACAAAGCAAGAAGUCAUCUCCAAUUCAUGGAUCAUCCUCUUCGCUGGGCACGAAACUUCAGCCAACAUUGCACACUUGUGUUUUCUGUUUCUCGCGAUCGAGCUUGAAAAGCAGGCCCGCAUGCAAGAAGACAUUGAUUCAAUCGUUGGAUCUCGAUCUUCCGAAGAAUGGUCCUACGACACUGAUCUCGGUCGUCUCUGGAACACAAUGCUUGGGGCAACAAUUAACGAAACCCUUCGCCUGAUGCCCCCCCUCAUCGAUUUUCCCAAGAUCGUAAGAGGUGCCCCACAACCCCUGACUUUCGACGGAAAAACAGUCUCGGUGCCUACUUCUACAAUGAUCCACGUCAGCACGGUCGGUGUCCAACGAAAUCCCAGGUAUUGGCCUUCCAGUCCCAGCAAGCUGUCGAACAAAACGCACGAUUUAGAUGACUGGGUGCCUGAACGCUGGUUCUCCUCAACCAAGAAAACAACGGAGAAACCGAGCUCCACCGAUUCUGGAAGCGAGGAUAGUGAGAACACAACCUCCUUCGAUACUAGCGAUGGCCUUCUCGUAUUACCAAAAGGAGUAUUCAUCCCCUUCGCUGAAGGUGCUCGGGCUUGUCCUGGAAGACGCUUUUCUCAGAUUGAGAUCACGGCCGUACUAGCUGUGAUCUUCAAAACAUAUAGCUUGGAGCUAGAUGUCAGCGAAUGGGCAAGUGAUGCACAAGUUGAGAAGAUGAGCAAAGAGGAACGGAGGGCGGUAUACCAGAAAGGAAUAAACAAGGCAAGGAACCUGAUCGCGGCAAGUCAGUCGGAGAUCUUCUUGAAAAUGAGGGGAAAGUAUCCUGUCAGAUUUGUGAAGAGGGGAGAGGAGAAGUUUAUGGGUUGUUUUAGUUGA